AUGAAGUUAACUUUCACAACUUUCGAUGUAAUGGUAUCUGUUUCGGAAAUAAGGAAUCGAAUCCUCGGUCAUAGAAUAAUCAAUGUAUAUGACGUGGAUAAUAAAACGUAUCUUUUAAAACUUAAUGGCACCCAGUCUGAGGAUAAGGCUAUAUUACUAUUGGAAUCUGGCUCUCGUAUCCACAUAACGGAUUUUGAAUGGCCAAAAAACAUGAUGCCUUCCGGGUUUUCUAUGAAACUCCGGAAGCACAUAAGGAACAAGAAAAUUGUUGACAUAACUCAGGUUGGAGCGGAUCGCAUUGUCGAUAUUCAGAUUGGUUUUGAGUCAUCUGCCUAUCAUUUAAUUGUGGAGCUGUAUGAUAAAGGAAAUAUGCUUCUUGCAGAUGAUUCCUAUACAAUCCUCCACUUACUUCGUCCACGAACUGAUAAAAGUCAAAAUAUUAGAUUCGCAGCUCAUGAAAAAUACCUCAUGGAUUCUUGUCGAAAAGUGUUAGACUGUUUUAAGGAUUUAAAUGAAGAGGAAUCUUUAAGUGAUAUCGAAAGCUUCCUCACUCCAUUAUUUCAAUCAUCUAAAGGACCAUGGACAUCUGAUGCACAAACGUGUGAAAAUCCUCCGAUUAACAAAACACUCUCUUUGGAGCUGCCUUAUGGGAAUAUUGUUAUAGAACAUUGUAUGCGUGUAGCACAAAAAGAAGUUAAACGCAUGAAAUGCAAUGAAGAUAAUUCCCAAUCAAAAUUUAUUGGAGUGGAUUUGAUGGGGCAGUACGUUAAGUUUUUUGCUACGGCCUUGAGAGCUAUUUUACUGAAAGCCUAUUCAGUCAAUCAAGCCACUCCAUGCGGUUAUAUAUUUGGGAAACCGGAUCCAUCUGCAGAAGGCUUACGAAGCUAUGAAGAAUUCCAACCAUUCAUUUUUGAACAGUAUGCUGGUAAGCCUCACAUAAUGUUUGAUAGUUUCAAUAAGGCAGUGGAUACUUACUAUUCAAAACUGGAAAGUCAGCGAACAUCAGAACAAAUCUUACGAAAUGAGCAGAAAGCCAACAAAAAAGUAGAAAAUAUUAAAAAGGACCAAGAACGUCGUUUGAUGGCAUUAAAAACUGAACAAGAAGCAAACAUGCAUUACGCCUAUUUACUAGAAGCUAAUCACCAGCUGGUGGACAACAUAAUUAUCAUGCUCAAUCAUGCAUUAUACAAUCAAUUAGAUUGGACAGAAUUGGAAUCAAUAGUUGAAGAGGCAAAACAACGUGGUGAUCCGUUGGCAUGGCGUAUUGUUGAAUUAAAACUAUUAUCAAAUCAAGCUGUUAUACUUUUAAAAGAUCCAUUUGAAGUAUCUAGUGAUGGUGAAAACACUGUCGAUUCAAGUAAAACGGAUUAUACACAAGUAACUAUAGAUCUCGAUUUGAAUGCUCUUAAUAAUGCUCGAAAAUAUUAUAAUAAAAAGCGGGUUGCCAGUAAAAAAGAAGAAAAAACUAUCAAUGCUUCACGCAAAGUUUUAAAGUCAGCCACACAUAAAGCUGAAAUAACUAGAAAGACUGCCAAAACCGUUGCACAAAUUACAGAAGUUCGUAAACCUAUGUGGUUUGAAAAAUUCUUUUGGUUCAUCAGUUCUGAAAAUUAUUUAAUUGUUUCUGGUCGUGAUUCACAACAAAAUGAAGUGUUGGUGAAGCGGUACUUAAAAUCUGGUGAUAUAUUUGUUCAUGCAGAUAUACACGGCGCUAGUACUGUCAUAGUGAAAGCUCGACAUCUUACCUCUGAAGAAAUAAGUUCUUCAAGAUAUCAAGAAGCAGGUAAUAUGGCUGUAGUACUGAGUUCUGCAUGGACAAGUCAUGUUCUAACAAGAGCUUGGUGGGUUCAUCAUCAUCAAGUGUCAAAAACAGCUCCCAGUGGUGAAUACUUGACAACCGGUGCAUUUAUGAUACGUGGCAAAAAAAACUAUUUGCCACCAUGUCCUUUUGAUUAUGGAUUCGGUAUAAUGUUCAAGUUACAUGAAGAUUCUAUAGCUAAGCAUAAAGGGGAGCGUCGUAUUAUCGUUUUGGAUACACCAUCUUCAGAACAACUGGAAGAUAAAAUGGAGAGAUUAACUUUGCAUAAUGAUGAAGAGAAUUCAGAAUUUCCAAAUACUAUUCUUCAGUUAGAUUUAGCAAAUGAUCUGUCCAAGUAA
Trichobilharzia regenti is the source of this 2157-nucleotide messenger RNA. Lineage: Eukaryota; Metazoa; Platyhelminthes; Trematoda; Strigeidida; Schistosomatidae. The record is from the annotation of a GenBank genome assembly.